Molecule: messenger RNA, 3061 nt
Organism: Panicum hallii
Lineage: Eukaryota; Viridiplantae; Streptophyta; Magnoliopsida; Poales; Poaceae
Product: pentatricopeptide repeat-containing protein At2g22410, mitochondrial-like
Exons: 3
Coding region: 186-2105 (639 amino acids)
Biological process (GO): RNA modification
Molecular function (GO): protein binding; RNA binding
Source: RefSeq, a predicted model, not a curated record
CUUUGCCGCAGAAUUAUACAGGCAGGCUACGUAAAGCUGUUGGUCCAGGCUUCCAGGGCCCAAUAAGAAUCACGUGUGGCCCAUGGGCUGGGGCCUCAGAUGGCGGGCUGGCUUUUGCUUUAUGCCGCACCAACACAAACAAACUGCUGCGCCUCCGACGACGACUCGCGUAAGCUUCGCCUUCGAUGCUUACGCCCGCCGCCGCGGUCGCCUCCCGCCACAUCCCAUCCCUGCUGAACCUGCUGAGCCAGUGCCGCUCCAUCCAGAACCUCAACCAGGUCCACGCCCACCUCCUCGUCGACGGCUCGCUCUCCGCCGCCGCCGUCGCGUCCCAGCUCCUCGCCUCCUACUGCGCGCUCUCCGCCGCCGCCGGACAUGGCGCGCUCCGCCUGUUCGACGGAAUCCCCGACCCCGAUAGGUUCAUGUACAACACCGGCAUCAGAGCCUGCUGCAACGGCAGCUGCCCGCAAGAAGCGCUCCGCCUCCACCGCGGCAUGCUCGAGCGAGGGAUACUGCCCAACGAGUUCACCCUCCCGUUCGUGCUCAAGGCGUGCACGAGAGCGCGAGCGUGGGGCCACGCGCGGGCUGCCCAUGGCGUGGUUGUGAAGCUGGGCUUUGCCGGGCAGGUGUUUGUGGGGAACGCGCUUGUGCAUUCGUACGCCUCAGCUGGGUCUCUGGCGGACUCUAGGCGAUUCUUUGAUGAGAUGGUGGAGAGGAACGUUGUGUCAUGGAACUCGAUGAUCGGUGGAUACGCCCAGGAAGGGGACACUAGGGAGGCACGCGCCUUAUUCGGGGAGAUGAGGCGUCAAGGCUUUGUGGAAGAUGAGUUCACGUUGGUCAACCUGCUUCUCGCCUGCUCACAAGAGGGAAACCUUGAAUUUGGCCGGCUUGUGCAUUGUCAGAUGUUGGUUAGUGGAUCUCGGGUUGAUCUGAUUCUUGGAAAUGCUUUGGUGGACAUGUACGGUAAGUGUGGUGAUCUGUCGAUGGCUCUCAGAUGCUUUGAAAUGAUGCCCCUCAAGAAUGUCGUUUCAUGGACAUCCAUGCUUUGCGCUUGGGCAAAGCAUGGUUCAGUUGAUGCUGCAAGGGACUGGUUUGACCAGAUGCCAGAGAGGAACAUAGUCUCGUGGAAUGCCAUGAUCUCUUGCUAUGUUCAAUCUGGCCAAUGCCGUGAAGCAUUGGAUCUUUAUAGCAGUAUGCAGUCCGAGGGUCUUGCUCCAGAUGAGGUUACCUUGGUGGCUGUCCUCUCUGCUUGUGGACAAAUUGGUGACUUGACUUUUGGGAAGAUGGUACACCUUUACAUUAGAGACAAAAUCAAUAAUCCUGAUGUCUCUCUAGUUAAUUCACUUGUGGACAUGUAUGCAAAAUGUGGUCAGGUAGACACAGCAAUCAGCCUGUUCAGUGAAAUGUGUCAUAAAAACGUUGUUUCUUGGAAUGUAGUUAUUGGGGGGCUGGCAAUGCAUGGCCGUGCACUGGACAGUGUCAUGUUCUUCAGAUCGAUGGUAAGAGACUCCUUCUCGCCUGAUGAGAUCACCUUCGUGGCCCUUCUUUCUGCAUGCAGUCAUGGGGGUCUACUAGAAGCUGGGCAGCAUUACUUUGAAGCUAUGAGACAUGUUUACAAUCUUGAGCAUGAAGUUGAACAUUAUGCUUGCAUGGUUGAUCUUCUUGGCCGUCGUGGCUAUCUUGAAAAGGCUGUUUGUCUAAUAAAAGAAAUGCCAAUGAAGCCGGAUGUUGUGGUCUGGGGCGCAUUGCUGGGAGCCUGCAGAAUGCAUGGGAGUGUCAAGAUUGGAAGGCAGGUGAUCAAGCAAUUACUUGAGUUGGAGGGCAUCAGUGGAGGUCUGCUUGUUCUAAUUUCAAACUUGCUAUACGAAACUCACCGGUGGGAAGACAUGAAAAGACUUAGGAAGCUAAUGAAAGAGUGGGGAACCAGAAAGGAUAUGGGUAUUAGUUCAAUUGAAGUGAACAACAGCAUCCAUGAAUUUGGAGUGGAAGAUAUGAGACAUGAAAGCUCAAGUGAGAUAUAUGCAGCAGUUGAUCAGCUGUCAUGUCAUUUGAUUUCUCUGCAUGUAUUGACUGUGCAUCCGGAAGAGCUAUGUGUGGUAGAGUGAAGCACUAUUUGGAAUUCUUUCCAGUAUCAGCUGUAAGCUCAUACUGUUGUGCUACUAUGCUACAGAGUCAGGCACUAUACAAAAGCACAAAAUGAAGAUGAAUGUGGCUGGUGCAUUGCUUUACAAGAUAAUGUUCAUUGCCGAGCAGAAGCAGACGUCUGUUGAUGCCUGAAGAUGUCAUGGCUGGCUGGGCAAGCCAUUCAACCAACUCUACAGAUAGGUCGACUGGUCAUCUUACGCCCACAAAUUCAGUGGUCACCAUCUCCUGUGACACUGAUGUUUCAACAAUAUCAUGAGAGACUAAAGCUCUGCAACAAGAAUUCAGCAAAACGUUCACAGGGCAGCACUUUGAGUUGGCAACGAGGUAAGGAGCCCUGCAAACUUUGUUCUGAGGAGAACACGAUCGGUUGGUGGAAUGAACGGUUGCAAGGUGAGGGAUGGAUCCCGUGCUCACAUUAGCCAGUUCGUGAUGCCUGCCACAUGCUCCUCUUAAUGGUGCACUGAGCUGCAUACCUCAGUUAAGUAAGUGGGGGCCGGCAGUUUGCCAGUUGAUUGAAGGCAGCAGUGUACCCCUACCAGAGAGCGCCCAUGCAUCAACCAUCAUCCGUUGUGCUUUGGCAGUUAAGCGCCGAAAAGCUGCGAGUUGCUAUUGGCACAGCGCAACGCAAAGCGCCAUUGGCCAACGAGGGUUCGAGACGCACGCCAGGAUGCCCACCACCGCACAUGGCCACAUCACUUGGCCGAUCUGAAUCGGUAGCUUACUGGUUGGUACACGUUCAGAAAUGUGUGGUGCUGUUGCAAGUCGAUGGCUAGAUGAUUUGGUUCCGGCUAAUGGGAAUAUAUUGGUGCUUUGGGAGGUUGCUUUGCUCUUCUUUUUCUUUAUAGAAAUCAUGGAGCUGCUUUGUUUUUUUUAAAGUUCUGAUGUUGGAUAAAGCAUGUUCCGGGAGCUUUGCUUA